Messenger RNA from Cynara cardunculus var. scolymus (artichoke), 1214 nucleotides. Its product is annotated as peptide deformylase 1B, chloroplastic/mitochondrial. The transcript has 7 exons. Gene Ontology annotation, biological process: peptidyl-methionine modification. The record is from RefSeq and is a predicted model, not a curated record. The coding region runs from base 180 to 1016 and encodes 278 amino acids. Lineage: Eukaryota; Viridiplantae; Streptophyta; Magnoliopsida; Asterales; Asteraceae. Gene Ontology annotation, molecular function: peptide deformylase activity. Gene Ontology annotation, cellular component: chloroplast; mitochondrion.
UCUUCUCUUCCUCAACGCUUCUCCGACGAUGCGGUUUUUGUUUUCUGGUUGAUACAUAUACCUCCAUAGCCACCGAGAGGGAGAAGAUUUAGAGAGAUAAAAGGAGUUUAUCCAUUGUUGUUGCUGUAAGCAUUCGAAUCGACACGCCUUCAGAUAUUUGAGAACCAAAGGAGGUAUAAAUGGCCUGUGCGAAUUGGCUACACUUGCCCUCCCUCUCUCAUGGUAGUUUCCGUUCUACUAGCUGUCAGCGGCGUACUGAUUUGGCAACCUUUCAAACCGCCAAUUCCUCCGAAGGAUGGCCUAUAUUUUCUUCAAAUUAUCAAUACAGACCUCCAGCCAUGGGUGUUCAAGCUCAGGCCAAGCGAGGAUCCUUGCAGAAAAAGGAAGAGGAAAUAGCUACAGCUACACCGGCUGACAUGCACUUUGAAGCUCCGCUCAAAAUUGUACUGUAUCCAGACCCCAUACUUAGGGCAAAGAACAAGCGUGUUGAUACAUUUGAUGAGAACUUGAAGAAGUUAGUAGAUGAAAUGUUUGACUUAAUGUACAAAACUGAUGGCAUUGGGCUCUCAGCACCCCAAGUUGGAAUUAAUGUUCGACUUAUGGUGUUUAACCCAAUUGGUGAGCGAGGUGAAGGAGAGGAGAUUGUUCUUGUAAAUCCACAAGUCACAAGAUAUUCUAAAAAGUUGGGUCCAUUUACAGAAGGGUGCUUAUCCUUUCCAGGGAUCAAUGCUGAUGUGGUGAGGCCAGAAGCUGUCAAGGUUGAUGCACAAGACAUUACUGGUGCAAAGUUUUCAGUUAGCUUGUCACGCCUCCCCGCACGGGUUUUCCAACAUGAAUUUGAUCAUUUGGAGGGAAUUCUCUUUUUUGACAGGAUGACAGGAGAAGUUGUCGAUAGUAUCCGUUCAGAACUACUGGCGUUAGAACAGAAAUACGAGGAUCGGACGGGAUUGUCAAGGCCGGAAAGCAUAGAAAGCCGCAAAAGAUGGAAGGCAGGUGCUGGAUUCGGAGGAUCUUGAUUCUAUUAUUAUUAGCCGAAACUAGAGGUAGAACAUUUGUUUCGUAUCUGUAUGUAUCCAUCCCGAGAUGCUAAACUGGUAGUGUUUAGGAUGAGUUCUGAUUUCACGACCAAAAAGAGUUAUAUUAGCAUUUGGAGGCUGUAUGUAUGUAUUUAUCUGGUCUUUUGCUUAUAAGCCAUCCAUCCGCCUAUUGCCCAU